AUAGGUAUAGGGGCAUUUACCGUAUUAUUUGCGGCGUCUUAACUUUGCUAACCACCUGAAGCUACCCAUCCUUUUUACCAGCGAGCCAUCCCCAGCGAGUGGUGCGCGCCGAAGUUGAUUUGUGAAUCCUAGCAGCACUCACUGAAACUGAUACUUACUGCUGGUCUGAGCCGAGUUCACAGUUCACUAUUUCUCCAAAGGACGUCACGAAUGCUGCAAGCAAAUUCCCAUUUCACAGCGCCAAGGCGCCCAACGCCACGUCUCCUAGCUCAAAGACCACCGUGCGUCACUUCUUUUCAAAACAGCUUCAUUAGCCGGUCGGCUCCGGAAAGCCGGUUGGAAAACAUUGCCACGUCAGAAGCCUCCGACCGCCGUUCAGCGGAGGAGGAACGCACAGUAGCUUCGGCUCCAGCAAGCUCCUCCAGAACCGGCGAUCAUCCAAACUCGGAUUAUGGCAGCAACAACGGCAACAGCAAAGCGGGUGGCAGCGGCAGGAGUAGUGGCGACACCGAUGUAGUGCGGACCUGGCUCAACCAGCCCAUCUCCCUGCCCGCCGGCCUCCGCACCAGCCGUCGCGAGCUCCUCAAGCUCAGCUCCCUUGCAGGUGCCGCCGGCUGCUUCUACGUGGCAGCCAGCCGCAGCCGCGCGCUCUCCCUCGCCAGCCCGCAGGCACUGCUUAAUGCACUGCUGCCGCC
This is a messenger RNA of Astrephomene gubernaculifera, 695 nucleotides long. Lineage: Eukaryota; Viridiplantae; Chlorophyta; Chlorophyceae; Chlamydomonadales; Astrephomenaceae. The record is from the annotation of a GenBank genome assembly.